AUGGUGUUUUCAUUGCGUCCCACCAUCCGCCGGUUUGCCAUUGUAGCCGUUGGUGCACAGCUGGCCCUGACGGCAGCCUGUGGUUUAUAUGCUUGCGCUGAUCAUGCUGCCGAGCGACACAGCGGUCCUGGCUCUGCGAUGAUCCUUUACGUCCGCCAGCCUCGAGCAGUCUAUGCCAUUUUUCCACUGUGCCGUGUGUCACCCGCUGAGGAGAGAGCAGCCCUUGUACUGCUUUUGGCUUCUCCGUUGCCCCAUCCCAGUGGAUUUCUGCGGCUCUUUGUCACUCUCUCCUCCCCUUUCCGAAAGAGCCUCCACCCCUGUGUCUCCAGCCCAAGCCAGUAUCAGCCACUGGUGCUGCUGCUGGGCCUCUCCAUGCUCUCCUGUGCCAGCCUCCUCAUACUCUUCUUUUCCCUAGGACUGAGCGCUGAGGAACACUGUGCCUUUGUGAGCGUGGUGAGCUCCAGCUUGUUGGUAUUUCUGGCCGUCUUUGUGUUUGUAUGCACCGACUUGCUGUCACAGAGAUGGAGGCGCUUUCUGGGACUACUCAUCUGGACCACACACCUAUCCAUGGGCUUUACCUUCAUCUUCAGUGGCCCCAUCCUCCUGCCUUGGGAUCAGGUGCCUUUCUUCCUCUUCAUCAUCUUCACCGUGUACACAAUGCUGCCCUUCCAGCUGUGGCACGCGGUGCUCCUCAGCAUAGCCUCCUCAGUGUCCCACAUUGUGGCUGUUACACUGCGACUCACAGUGUACAGCGAGCAGCUCUCACCUCACCUUCCAAACCAGCUUGGGGCAAAUGCAGUGGUGUUUCUUUGUGGCUGUAUUGUUGGAGCGUUUCAUAAAGUCUUGAUGGAGAAAACGCUACGGCAAACAUUCAAAGACACGCUGAGGAGCCUGAGCAUGCGCAUGAAGCUGGAAAUAGAGAAGCGACAACAGGAAAACCUCCUGCAGUCUGUUCUCCCUGUGUACAUCUCCAUGAAGAUGAAGCUAGCAAUUAUGGAGCGCUUACAAGACUGUAAAGAUAAGGAGGAGAGACAGCGGCUAGUCAAAGAUAACAACUUCCAUAGCCUCUACGUGAAGCGCCACGAGAACGUGAGCAUUCUUUACGCAGACAUAGUUGGCUUCACCCAACUCGCCAGCGACUGCUCUCCAAAGGAACUGGUUAUUAUGCUUAAUGAGCUGUUUGGAAAGUUUGACCAAAUCGCCAAGGAAAAUGAGUGCAUGCGGAUCAAGAUCCUUGGAGACUGUUAUUACUGCGUGUCUGGACUGCCAGUGUCUCUGCCGAAGCAUGCCAAGAACUGUGUCAAAAUGGGCCUUGACAUGUGUGAAGCCAUCAAACAGGUGCGGGAAGCUACUGUGGUGGAAAUCAACAUGAGAGUGGGAGUUCACUCAGGAAAUGUGCUCUGUGGUGUUAUUGGCCUUCGCAAAUGGCAGUUUGAUGUGUGGUCUCAUGAUGUCACUCUGGCCAAUCACAUGGAGUCUGGAGGUGUACCUGGACGUGUCCACAUAACAGAGGCCACUUUGAAGCACCUUAACAAGGCUUAUGAGGUAGAGGAAGGCAACGGUCAUCUGAGAGACCCUUAUCUCAAGGAACUCAACGUCAAAACUUACCUGGUCAUUGAUCCACGAUCUAAGGACCCACUGCUGAACACGCGCAGUGCACCUAAACCUCGAGUGAAUGACGGUAUAAAAAUGAGAGCAUCAGUGCGUAUGACCCGUUAUCUCGAGUCAUGGGGAGCCGUGAAACCAUUUGCCCACCUUCAGAACCGAGAAGGAUUCAUCGCUGACAACAUUGUGAACGGAAAAGCUCGCAAGGACAUCCCGCUUCGAUCAGCUGUGAGCUCUGCUUUUACUGAAAGUUUUGAUGAGUGUCUUGAAGAGCCGUUCACAUUGUCUCCUCCUCCAUUCAGCAGCUAUAAGAACAAAUCCCAAAAAAGUAAAUUCGAUGAGGAACUUCACAAUGAAAUGACAACCACGAUAGAUGAGCUAAGCAGCAAGCAGUGGUCCAAGUCUGAAGAUACCGGUAGUUUAGCACUUUGGUUUCCAAAAAAAGACCUGGAGAAGCAGUAUCGAGCUCUAGAUUUGCCGAUGUUUAAGCACUAUGUUGGAUGUGCUACUUUCAUCUUUGUAUGUAUCUUCUUGGUUCAGAUAUUUGUAACAGAAAAUCAACAGAAGCUGGGGAUCACAUUUGGAGUCCUGAUUUGUGUCCUGCUGCUCGCCCUGGCCAUUUGUUUCGCAGGAAACAUUCAGCACCUGUUCCCAGAGAAGUUGACACACUGUCAGUGGCUUCCAGCUGUGUCAGAGGCUGUGGUCAAACAGCCGUGUGUGCGCCUCCCUUUGGCCACAACUACUACUGCGGUCAUCAUUAUAAUGGCUGUGUUCAACCUGUGCUUUGGCCAGACAUGUGUGACCGACAUUCAGGAUUUAGAAGAAGACCUUUACUACCUCCCUUACUCCGUGCUCUGCUGUAUACUGUCUUUGAUUGCAUGUGGAGUAUUUCUGAGAGUGAGCUUUGAGCUCAAAGUGCUUUUCCUGACCUCGGCUUCUGUGAUUUACUAUGUCCUCAUUCUCACGUACAACCAUGAGCUCUUUGAGUUUUAUGCAAAUGUCUCGUUUGCUCAAGUUCCAGGAAGCUGGAAUUGCAGCGGCCAAGAAGCAGAGUCUAUUCUGAGAUGUUUAGGCCUCGUGAAGCACCCACAGGUCAUGAGUUGCAUCUACAUCACUUUAUUCCUGGUGACGAUGCUCAUCAUUUCACAACAGAAUGAGGCAUGCUUUCGUCAGGACUUCUUACUGAAGUAUAAGAACCGCACAGAGCAGGACGAGAUCGGGACUAGAGAAAACCUCAACCGUUUGCUCCUGGAGAACGUGCUGCCUGCACAUGUGGCUUCACUCUUUGUUGGUGAAAACAAAAAGAACGAGGACUUGUACUACAAGUCUUACGACUGUGUAUGUGUGAUGUUCGCCUCAGUGCCCGAUUUUAAGGAAUUCUACACAGAAUGUGACAUCAACAAAGAAGGACUGGAAUGUCUGAGGCUGCUCAAUGAAAUCAUUGCUGAUUUUGACGAGCUGCUGUCCAAACCAAAGUUCAGUGGCGUUGAAAAGAUCAAAACCAUUGGGAGCACAUACAUGGCAGCUGCAGGACUGAGUGGCUCACCGGGCCAGGAGAACAAUCAGGACCCAGACAGACAAAACGCUCAGAUAGGAAUCAUGGUGGAGUUUGCCAUUGCUCUAAUUGGCAAAUUGGACGGCAUAAAUAGACAUUCCUUCAACAACUUCAGAUUGCGUGUGGGCAUUAAUCAUGGUCCAGUCAUAGCUGGAGUGAUUGGAGCAAGGAAACCUCAGUAUGACAUUUGGGGCAACACCGUUAAUGUGGCCAGUAGAAUGGAGAGCACUGGGGAACUUGGGAAAAUACAGGUUACAGAAGAAACCACAACUGUGCUCCACAACUUGGGCUACUCAUGUGAAUGUCGAGGGUUCAUCAAUGUGAAAGGAAAGGGAGAAUUAAAGACAUUUUUUGUAUGUACGGACAUGAGUAAGCAGCAGGGCAUGGGUCUGAGCUGA
Molecule: messenger RNA, 3558 nt
Organism: Knipowitschia caucasica
Lineage: Eukaryota; Metazoa; Chordata; Actinopteri; Gobiiformes; Gobiidae
Source: the annotation of a GenBank genome assembly